CUUAUCGAUCACACUUCGGUAAUUAAUCUUCUUCUGAUUAAAAUGCAAAAUUUAAUUAAUCAAACAGCCAGAAUUAAAUGUGGUUAUUAAUCAUUAAUAAAACAAGGUAGCGCUGAUUGCAAUCUAAAAUUUUUUUCAAUAAUAAUGAUUAAUGAUAUUUUUGAGAUCUUCGCAUAUGAUAAAAACAAACAAUAUCGGAGAAAUUAAUAUGUUGUAGAAUUUAUCGCACCGAGUAUUUCGAUUUCCUUGCAUUCGUGUAUUUUUCAAACAAUAUGAUGGAUUAAAUAUGUAGUCUUAUGCAACUGGUUCUACACAAUACAUUUAUGUUGAUAAAAAUAGAAUAACACGUACUAGUAAACCUCAGACGCAUGUUUGUUCCACGUUUCAAAGAUAUAGGUACAUAUCGUACACACACAAGAUAUAAGUACACAUCGUGUUUUUCAAUGUGUAUUGCAAAGUAAGAACAGCUACUAUGUCGUUUAGACGGAGUUUUAUUUUUGCGAUGUUGUUAAUCUCAUUGGAGUUUGGCAAACAUUCAUCAUCGUUUUUGCUACUACGAUCCUAUUAUCUUUUUUCACGGUAUUGUUAUUUUAAACACGCAUCUUUUUCAGCAUUGCGCAAUUUCGUGUCUACUAAAUACGACUUACUCUUUCGAGCAUGCAGUAAAGAAAUUUACUAUCAUUUAAAAAGUAAGAAAACAUACGUAGUUUCGAAUUUUGUUUGCACCGUAACGUUGAACCUGCAACGGCAUAACUGCAUAACGGUAAUCUACUCACGGAACGAUUAACGAACUAUCAUCCACUAUCUUGAAACAGUAAUAAUAAUUUCUUAUGAAAUCACGGCGUUAAAUAUUAAUUCUGUUUCCAUACGAAGAUUAGAGAAAGAACACGGUAAGACACAAUUUCCAUAUUUUGCAGGGGAACAGUUUUAAAAUACAUUACUUGGAUUGUUAUCAUAUCCAUGUUAUCACAAUUAUCUUUUUAUUUAAUUUUGGCACAAACGUUUUUCCGCCCUUCUCGCCACAAACAUCUCUUUUGUUAACAAGAUUAAUAUAUUAAAAGAUAUUAAAAUAUUGUUUGUCUUAAGUUACAUAUACCUUUGCCUUCUACAAUAUUUCCUCAACUAUAUCACUGGAUUUAAAAGAUCCUUUCCGCUAUUAGCUACUACAUAUUAAAAUAUUCCUUUUUCUAAAUUAUAAAAUGUCAUUAAAAUAGAAAUAUUAAUAAAAACGAGCUGAUUGUUUUUUAUUUUCCGGCUGCGUAAUGGAUUCCUCCUCGAAAUCGGCGGUACCGUUAAGUGAUCAGCAUCGGCAAGCAUCGUUUCUCUUUGGUUCACGCACGUGCAAUCAGAGACACGCCCGCUGACGUUUUCCGGUUUAUAUUUGCUCGUAAAUAAAUACGCAUUGUUUUCUAUCGUCGAAAUAAAUGAGCUAAUUUAUAUAGCGAGACAUAAGCAAAAAAAAUAUACAUGUGAUAAAUCCUGACGGUGAUUUUGUAGCAGUGCGAUUAGAUUACUAGCAGAUAGAAACCAAAUAUAACCAAGAUAUUUAUUUCACGAGACUUUUGCUGUCCUCGAAUCGCAUUUGUCGAUACAGACGGUGUAUUAUCGGUUGCAUAUUUAUUUACGUGGUAUGCAAAGUGUUAUAAAUUUUACAUAAUUAUUAGCCUGUGGAUAUUUAUAUAAAUUCAUACUUUUACGAACUAAAGAAACUAUGUAACUGCUAAGGAAAUGCUAUUUAAGCAGAAAAUUUUGGUCGUCAUUCGUAAUAAGCGCUAUAGGUACUUCGAGUAUUUUAUAUAUCUUCGCAUCUUUGGUGCAUUCAAUGAACUUUUAUGAGUCUAAAUCCUCUAAAUAAAAGUAUACAUAUUAUUUCAUCUUAACUUUCAAAUACGCAAUUUCAAGUUUUAAAUAAACAGAUUAAAUAUUAAAAAAAAAAAAAUUAAAAACCGAAUAUAUUUUCUUAAAGAGGAAGAAGCAACAAAUCUACAAAUAUCAAUGAUGUGAAGGAGAAAGAGAACCGGUUUUUAUUAAAGAUGAUGAUCGUGCGUGAUUGACCUAAGUCUUGGAAUGAUUCCCGGUCGGUGGCAUAGUUUCGAUGCGCUCGACACACGUCCCUACUAACUAGACACACGUUCGAUGACCAUACAUGUUCAUCCCGAUGACCGGGACCAUACGUGGCGUCCCACAUACUCACAGUUCCAUCCUACUGCCAUACGUCGAGGCCGUACCAACGGUAUCGGAACGAUUCAUUAAAAAUUCAUGCUGUCCUUGACUUUUUCUCGAUAAUUUUUCGUUCUUCUACUAACUACUUUAUCGUUCAUAGGAUCCACGUAUGCGACUCGAAUCAAAUUUCAUUGAAAUUUUUCGUGUUUUUUAGUUCCAAGAGGUUAAAUUAUUGCAACGAGCAAUUACUAUCGUUGAUGAAUGAAUGCCCAAACCACGAUGAAUGAUGCCAAAAACAUCGUCUCUAUUAAUCCUGUCUAGUAUUUGUGAAGUGGCUUGUUAUUCAAGCCAGUUGUUCCAGCCUUCGACUCUGAUCAUUAGCAGCGAGACGCCUUAAUGUGGAAUGCAUUAAUAAGAAAUAGAUAGUACAACUAACACAAUAUGAAUGUCAUUUACCGUGUCAUUCACGUACGUCAUAUCUAUUCUCGUAUAUGUAUUAUGUCUCAUGUACAAUGAUACUCACGAACAGAAUGAAUCCAGCAUAUUUCAGGGUCGCCGAUGACAUAGAUCCUACAACUUUUCUAAGCUGUUCAAGUCUAUAGUUCUUACACGUUUCUUAUGUCUCUAGUUUCUUACCUAUUAAUAAAUUCAUUACCAACAAGCUGAUAUCUUAGUUACAUGUUUCAACUUUUUGUUCCACGUCGAGUCGUAAAGGCAGAAUUUAAGAAGACUUUCAAGUAAACAUAACCCCAAUCGUGUCGUACAACCAAUAUCGUAUAAUCUUCGUAACAGUGAACACAAUGGGAAGAAAUCGGUUCAUUUGAAUGGUGAAUUUCGGUCAGGGUGAUACGUACUUAGUCGUUCAGUAAUUUUCUUCGACAGAGCGUGAAAAGAAAACGCGCGAAAAAAGUUAGACAGUAGCCGAACGGAAAACACGUGCAUAUGGAACAAACUGUCAUCGAUACUGUUGCUAACCUCGCUAAGAUGAACGUUUGUUAUUCUUGUCGAACGAACUACAGUAGAAUCUUGAUUAUUCGAACUGAUCACGACACACGUUGUUUGAGUAAUUGAAUUUUCCAGGUAAUAGAAUAAUUCUUUUUCCACGUGAUCAUUUAUUUGAAAUAUUUCUAAUAUUUAUAAUAUUCCAUAAAUAUUAUCAAUCGUAUUUUGUCCGCAUAUGUAUAAUAUGUAUAAUAUAAAUAAAAACGUCACAGUUUCUUUGAAUUUUUAUUCUUAUCUUCAAAUAUUUCUCGUAAAGUAUUAUCUUUAAACAUUCUAUCAAUGAUCGAUCGUUUUGCUAAUCGUGGUCCUGAUAAUAACAUCGUACUGCAUUCCUUACAUCGUGUAAGAUAUUAUUGAGAAAUUUCGAGAAAUCAAUAAUACUCGUAUUACUAGAUACUUGAAAAAUACUCGACGGAUAGAAACACUCGAAGGAUAUGAAUUUUAGCUAGUUCACAGACGAACAAAACACAAGGAAUUGUGCAAUAUCGAUCACGACGACGAUUACAGAGUUCUAGGUUCACGAGUGUCUAUGGUGUAUAAGCUGUUCACCAAGCAUAUCGCCUUGUGCAACAAGUUAUGCAGUAAACUCGGUAAACACACGCAAAUACCUACCUUAUACGCAAGGACAAGCUGCGCCUCGCAGCACAGAGAAAGAGACUCGAGUGGCAAAUUCAUGUCAUAUAAAUCUUUUCUCCAUGUUUGUGAAAGUAUAAGCCAAUUGAUUAGAUCACACGGUGAAUCUUAUAGAUAUAUCGAAUAUGGGCGUCGAUUUAUAUUUCUUCUUCUUAUUGGUUUUGCGAUCUUGGACGAUAUCUAUGUGUACUUGCAAUUGUAUUGCACGACCUAAUCUCUUAGAAUGACGCAAACUGUGAUGAAGAAAGAUGUGAUUUACAUGGGAGUAUAAAAUAUUUACGUAUACAACAUGGGAAAGGAAAUACAAGAAAUACGACGUAAGAAAUAGUUAACGCGUUACAAGGAAUAUUUGUCGACACGCAAAAUACUAUUCAAGUUCUUCUAUAUCACACUCGUGUCAGAGUUAAAUCCGUAACGUUAUUUAGCGCGGUUUAUAUUACUAAUUACGCAGUUAUUUCUCUAUAACCGGUGUGCAUUUCAUUAUGAUCGAACAAGCGCGAUAGCGUACGUUGGCUCAUUGAAAUUACGUAAUCGUUUAAUAAAUCGUAAUGUUGCACAAAUUGAUUUAUAGAUAAACAGAGACCUGUAUCGCGAACAGUGGCCUUUUAAACAGAAAAAAAGUUACAACAGCCCGUGAACUAGCGUAAAUCCUGAUAAUUUUGAAAGUAUUUGCCAAUUUAAACGAGUGGAACGAACACGAGGCGUAUCGAUCUACGCGAAUCGAUCGACGUUUCUUUUUCAUAUAAGUCACAGUUUCCGGUGCCAUUUAUUGCCAAGAAUGAAAAGCAUAAUUAUUCGCUGCUCGGAAGUUACGAGUCCAAGUCGUUCGUCUCCGAUUGUAAAAGUAUUAUUUCUGGAACCUUAAGAUAAAGCGGAGAACUUGUUAGAGUCAUCACUGUUUUAAGAAGUAUACGUCAUUUCCCUGACAGAAUUAUACUAAAGUUUAGCGCUAUAGUUUUAGAAAUGACGCGUGAAACAAGCCGAUAAAUGAUAUGACUGUAGUUUUAACAUCGUUGUUCCCUUACACAAUAAUAUCCCAACUUUUACAAGUAAUGUCUAUUAAUAAACUGAUAAGUUGCGCGUUGUUUUCUAGCGAUGACUCGAAUCGGAUGACUUGUAAGAAUUAAUAAAAUUUACUUUUAAAAUUUCCUUUACUUUAUUGCCAAAUUCGUUACUGUUAUCCAAGAGAAUUUAUCAAUACCAAUCACUGUUCUUUCGAACUCAUCUAACAUGUGAUUUAUCGUCAUAAUUUAAAUCCUGAACUAGAAAACACCCUGUUUUACAUAACUCUGUUUCACAUAAUGAUGCUUUUCUCAGGAUUUCUUCUUAAUUUCGAUUAAUUGAUCGUGACGCGAUGAAUAAAAAAUCUAGCUUUGUAAACUGUUAGUCCAAACUGUAGGUAGUAGCCACUUACUAAUCGUACACGAAUAGCGCAUGUGUGUCGUAAGGUUUCUCCUCGAGUUAUAUCUUAUCUGCUAUUUCGAAGUACUGACUUAGCAUUUCGAUUAAUUAUCUGGACUUUAAGUAAGCGGUUUCGUACAUGCACGAAUGACAAUCACGUUACACAUACGUCUGCAAAUGAAUGCCUCCGAAUUGCUGAGAAAUUUUUACACACACACACGCGCGCGUAUACGUUUUUUAUUUACAAAUAUCUUUUAUCACGUUAAUUGAGUUUAUUGUGCUAUUUCCGCCGUAAACACUUUUUCCACUUAUUUGAUAAACUCGUCUGACACUCAGCGAUAGUAGCCAAUAACCUAAUUCAUGUAUUAUUUCAGUAAUUCGCGUUCUCAUUCAUCACCAUUGACUCGACGAUGGAAACUUCGAAUUUAGUAGAACACUUGUUGCUAAGUUUAGAAGAGCAUUCGCUUCCACGAAAAUUUUCUUCGUUACACAUCCGCCCGCCUUCUCUGUAUGUUUCAUUCAAGUCAAAUUUGUUGCACGUUUUUACGGCAAUUAAGUUUUCGGGCCAAUUAAGCUUGUCGAAUGUUAAGAGACUCCUGAAGCUUCAACGAAAUAUGGAAAAGCCUCGUACGAAACCGUUACAAGUCCUUACGUUUGCCGAUACGUUGCAAAAGCGAAAACUAUCGUUAUCGGAAUGCAGCGGCAAAUGUGUGCGCCGUCAAUGCGAUGAUGUCAUGUUUCAGUUCCCUGCUCAUCAAUUGCAUAUCUACUACAUAGUUUAAGUGAAUGGGGCUAAAGCGGUUCGCUAUCAUUUUUAUUACGACCAUUAAUGUUAUGUAUGUAUAUUAAAAGUGGCGCAUUAAUGCUCGUAGAUCGUUCCCCCAAUGAAUAAUGCAGAUGCCUGACCUAUAUUUCCUAACAGCUAGUUAUCCUCUUUUAAAGUUAUUUUAGGAAUUGUCGUUAUUUCGUUUCAAAAACAUCAUACCGAUAUUAAAGAAUAGAAAUUAAAUAAAAGAAAACACAAGCUAUUUCUAAGCAAAUCGAACGAUUAUGUCGCUAAUAUUUUAAUAACUUGUACGGUCGUUGCAUAAGCUAUCGAUGUUAGGAAUUCUCAGUCGAACGUUUAUCGCGGUCGACGACGUUUUCAAACGAGUGAAAGUGAAAUUCUUCCUUCGGUAUACAGUUCCAAUCAGCGUUCCAAUCCUUCGCACUUUCGCGCCCGUUCACCCUUUCAUACAUUCCAGCCUCUCGUAUAUUAUAAACAUUCGUAUCUAAAUUUCAUGCCAACAAGGUUCGCGCGUUAUUUUUACUUCUUCGCAACACUAAACGCUUUGUCGUGACUGAUUUAUAUCUAGUAGGUUAAAUUCGUAGAUUGUUCAUAGUUGACGAGUACGAGGGAAGGAAUAUGACUAGUCGCAUGAGGAGAGUAUCAAAUGGAAUAAAAUACGACGUCGAGUGUAGCUCGAAUCAAGGCCGCGCAGCUUUAAAUAUAACUUUCUUUAGGUGAACGAUUUUCAUUUGCGACAAAUAACAGCUAGAAAGAAAUCUAACGUAGGAUGAUCGAAGUCGGUUGGUUUCUAGGAUAUAAGAAAGUUUGAUCGAUGCUUGGUAUCUCUAAUGACUCUAACCGAGUAUCGUACCGGACAGUCGUAAAGAAAGACGAGAUGCGAAGGAAAGCGGUUAAGUAUCCGCACGGGUGGACGCUAGUCGACGAAAAUAUCGAGAAUGUAGAACGCGUGAAGCUCGAUCCCAAGACGCAACGAGAACUAGGUUGUUUGGUCGGCGAACACGUGUUCCUGGAAUAUCCGUGGGCGUAUGUGCGCCGAGACGUUGUCGCAAAGUUCGCUAAAUCACCUGAUUCCUCACUGGCGGUUUUUCGAGAACAUAUCGAAAUUUACGAGGCUGAUACGUUCCUUGUAGGCUAUUCGUCUACCGAGUUGAAGUCCGACGAAUUUGUGAUUUGUCUCACAGAAGAAGCGAGGGACCUUGUACGACAACGAAAUAGAAAUAUUACUCGUAUUAUUUGGAAAAAAGUUAUCGGCAAAGUAAUAAAGACUGUUAAACCGUGGAACUCUUUAGGUAGUGACCUGGAAGUAGAGGAAACAUUCGUGAGGAACACGAGAGAAUAUUUUGAAAUAGAAAUCGUAUUACCUGGAAGAUUUCUGAAUUCUUGUCGAACGUUAUGCGAUAGAAGCGCUAAUGACUUUAGGGACAGUUAUGUUCAGCUGAUCAACGAAGACGAGAAAUUCGAAAACGUCGAUAGAAAAUGCAUUUGCAGGGCUGUCCAGACGUAUAUGCAACCUCGUGAAACAUUUGUUCAAACGUGCCCCGAGUAUCCUAAAAAUGCAUGGACUCAAUACGCGUGCGAAGACAUUUUGAGCGAGUUUAUGGUUGGAAAUAACGAAGAAGAGGGACAGUUAAAAGAAGGAUCGGAAAAAGAUGACGACGAUCGGCCACAAAGAGAGGACGCUAUUCAAUGCAAGGAAAUCGAGAAACCCAGGGAAAAAACAGCUUUAGAAUUAUUUUUAGAAGCUCGUUCGCAACAAAUGAUAGACGCAAUUAAAUAUAACGCAGCUGUUAAUUUGCACGUGGAUGAUAUUGAAAAUUUAUCUAAUCGAGAAGAAGAUAUCUCAACAGUCUUCAAUACGCCUGCAUUUCAUGAACAGGCGUCGUUCACAGAUUUCAAUUUUACAGCCAAUAGAACUGUUUCUGACGUUUCGUUGCAUCCAAAAUUCGCGGAAUACUUAGCGAUUUCGUACAUCAGCAAAUCGAGAUUUUCUGAACAAACUCGAAUGAACGAAUGCAGAAACAAGACCGAAUUUCAAACCAGAGUGCUCCUUUGGAAAUUAAACGAUCCACUUCGUCCACAGCUUGCACUUCAGGACCACAGAGAAAUUUACUCCAUUUCGUUUUGCCCUUACGACGAUAAUCUUUUAAUAGGAGGUCGUUCCACUGGUCAGAUAGUUAUCUGGAACAUCAAAGAGUUUUUAAAUAAUCUCGACGACGGAAAUAUAAAACUUGGAACGUCGACACGGAACAGUUUACCAGUGUUUCGUCCUAUCGUUGUUUCGGACAAGCAUCGUUCUCAUCAGCUACCUGUUCGAAACAUUCGGUGGAUACCUGCCAAAUAUAACACAGAGCCAGAUGGAAGCUUGACAAAGCCAUUCGUUUCUUCUGACGUGCAACUACUAACCGCUUCCGAAGACGGCACGAUAGCAGUUUGGAAUAUUUCUCUUCGUUCGAGACACUCUAUUCGCAAUGAUGAAGAUUCUGACGAACCUCUUCGCCCGAGUUUUCGUAUAAAAAUUCAAACUGUCGAUGAAAAGCCACGGUUUACUUCUUUAUGUUUCUGCUUUCCACCUAUCGUCGCUGAACACGGUGAAAAUUCGCCGGAUAUGAAUAAAAAUGACGUAAGAGAGAAGGAUUGCAUAACGAAAUAUCUAUGGAUAGGUUGCGUAGAAGGGUUGAUAACUUGCGCAUGGGAAAAGCAAAUAUUCGAAAAAAAUUCAACAGACAUUAUCGAAUGCGAUAUGUUAAACUGUUCUUACGCACACAAUGGCCCUGUUGUAGAGAUCACGCGGUCGGCACAUCUUCAGAACGUGCUCCUGACAGUCGGUGGACGAGUGUUUGCCAUUUGGGACGACGAUCAUAUCGAUUCUCCUUUAUUUUGGAGAACAACUUCCUCUCGUUAUACGAGUUGUUGUUGGGCUAACGAACCUGGGGUAUUUUUGGUCGGCAGCCAAGACGGGAACCUUGAGAUGUGGGAUAUAAAGAACGAAUCGACCCAGCCGAUAUUUACCCAAAUCGUUUCAUUGGAACCAAUUACUUAUCUAACCUUGUUAGAAUCUCCUGUAUUAUAUAACGAUGGUUUCAAGAAGAUAGGCGUAGGCGAUGGUGGUGGAUUGUUUCGUGUGUUCACGGAAGCAGAGGUUUCUCGUAACGAAACGAUAGAAAGAAUGGAUUGGUUCGAACAAUAUACUUGGAAAGAGACACGAAGGAAAAAACUUUUCACCAGUUGGCAGAACGAUUUUCUCAAUAACGAUCCCGCUAUAGUCGCGAAAAAAUUAGCAAGGCACGAGGAACAAGUUAAAAGAGAGGCGAAAGAGGCGAGAGAAAGACUUAGGAGAGAACAGGAGACAAGGUUGAGGUUGCAAGCGGAGAAAAGGGCGCGAAGCGUUCCGAUUCCAAAAGACGUCGCGUGGAAAUCCAAGGAGUUCGACAGAAUGAAAGAAGUUCUUUUGAGUAAAAGGAAUUUAGUUCCCUCGGAACUCGAAGCAAAGAGGAUUCCUUUCGUCGCUUUGCAAGCUGAAAGAGACGCGAAAUUGGGGAAAGUUCAAGAUAAGAUCGCUCAUAGGGAUGUUUAUUUGUUCAAUACAUUGUCUGCAAAAUUUCCUGAACUACUCGAAACGAAAGCAGAAGCCCCGGAAUUCGAGGAAUUUAUUCCGGUAGAACUGGGAAAAUCGCUUAAUUAUUACGUUCAGAAAUUUACUGAAAUACGAUGUAAAGCUAACGAAGCAUUAGAAAACAAUUUGGCUUCUUAGGCUGUUCGUGUUUUUCUUCUAUUCAUAUGCGGUAACAAGUAAAAGCAGUGGUAAAUUGAUCAUUAAUAGAUAAACUUAUCUAUGGUACUUCUAAAGUGUAAACGUGGGAGUUCCGUGUGGGUCAUUAAAAAAAUUCGUAUAAUGUCCUCGAACAUUCCAAAUUUAAUAUUACAUGCCAUAACAUGUUUGACAAAUAAUUUAUGUAAAUAGACAAUUAUACAGCUAAUAUGAACCAGAUAAAUGGGAUCCUCCAUAGCAAAUAAUACAACUAGAACGUAAAAAGUGCAGUGUCGUGUUCGAAUUAGUUUAAACAUGAAAAUCCCAUAUGUAAACAAUGAGGAUUGAAAUAUCGAUUCGACAUUAAAAAUCAUUAAAUUAAAGGAAUGCGUGUUUCAAUUGGUUUCAGGGUUUUGGUAUAAUAUGUAUGUCAUGUGCUUCACCGG
Molecule: messenger RNA, 10183 nt
Organism: Bombus terrestris (buff-tailed bumblebee)
Lineage: Eukaryota; Metazoa; Arthropoda; Insecta; Hymenoptera; Apidae
Product: CKLF-like MARVEL transmembrane domain-containing protein 4
Exons: 2
Coding region: 6801-9740 (979 amino acids)
Biological process (GO): cilium movement involved in cell motility; inner dynein arm assembly
Cellular component (GO): membrane; inner dynein arm
Molecular function (GO): dynein light chain binding; dynein heavy chain binding
Source: RefSeq, a predicted model, not a curated record